GCAGCAGUUGAGUUUUAUAUGUUAGAUCGUUCGGUCUUUUCGCGGACGGUUGCACUUUUUUCAAUUAAUAUUGAAGAAAAAAGUGCUUGUAAUUUGAAAUCAGUAAAAAACUGUAAAAUUUCUUCGAUUUAAUCAAAUAAUUGAUUGAAAUUUGAUUCAAUCGCUGAUGAAAGUUUAAAUUCUUUCUACACAAACAGAAAAAAAGUGUCAAAAGUUCACACUUUUUUUUUUUUUUUUGAGUUCCGACGAAAUGUAGGCCAAAAAGGAGCAACCAAAUACACAUACACAUACUUAAUGUAUACUAAAAUUAUGCUUUUUUUUUCUUAUUUUUCAUUCUUCCUUUUUUUGCGAUGGGUUGAGUUUUGGUUUCCUUGUAAAGUGAUGUAAUUUCUCUGUACACUCAUAUAUAGACAGAUACACCAUCGAGUUGAGUGUUGUCGUUGUCGUCGUCACUGUGCCGGGCUAAACCAUAGCUUCUAUCCAUCGUGUAGGAGUAAAAAAGAAUCCCUACACAUUGUCCCUGCUCCUUUUUAUCAUCAUCUUAUGAUUUUUACAUUCUUUUUUCGUCCUUUUUUGAUAAGGAUCUCAAUCUUAUCCCUUUUUUUUUUUAAAUUUUUUCUCUUUGUAUCUUUUUUACUUGUGUGGUAUUCUUUACCAAGUUAAAUUAACAAAAAAAAAAGAAUCGGAAAAAAAAACCGGUCAACUUGAUGAUGAAGGUAGUUCUUAACAUCGUUUGUUUUGAUUCUUUUUUCGUUUCUACUGACAUAGUUUCCAAUAAUAGUUUUGUUGUUCAUUCACAAUGAUCAAAGAACAAUAAAAAAAUAAAACAUGACUUGAGGAAGGAAAAAAAAAUCUGAAAAAAUUAUCUACGCAGUGAAACGUAUGUGACGUGAAAAAAAAAAUCCUUGUGUUUGCAAAAUCAAGGAUUUCAUCCUGAAAUCCUCUAAAUUCCCCAUCCUUUAUUUUUGUUGGUGGAGUAGAUUUUGUGCUUUGCAUUUGUCCAUGUGUGGGUGUUGUUAGUUGUUGGUUUUUUUUUUUUAUGUUGGUGGUGGCAGAGAGAAGGUGGCAGAGUGUGGCAGUGGCUGAAAAAGAAAAAUGAAAACAAAGUUUUCCUUCCCAUCAUCAUCAUCAUCAGCUUCUCCUUCUUCUACUUCAACUUUUCUUCUCUGUUGUGUAAUUUUGCACUCUUCCGUCUUUUCUGUGUAUAAUUUCUCUCGAGUGAAAAUUGUUGUUGGAAUAAAAAGAAAAGACGGAUACAAAUAAAUAAAAAAAAAAAAAAUAAAAUACAAAAUAAGGAUAAAAUCAUGAAUGUGUUGUUGUUGUUUUUGUUGUUAUUGUAGAAGAAAAAUAUUACAAAAAUAAAAAAGUGAAAAAGUGUACACAAAAUUUUGUGUGUAUAGAAAAAAGCAAAAAUAAAAAUAGAGAAAUGCGAAAAGAAAUUGGUUAACGGUUACACUAUUGCGUUUUUUGUUUGUUUGUUUAACCACCUCCUAUUUUUUUGUUGUUGUUAUUGGUGCAGAAUUAAAAAUCAAAUAGUUUGAGUGACACAAUACUGUUUACACUAUUGGAAGUGGGUGAAUUUUUUUGUUAGUUUUUUUUUUAUGAAAAAAAAAAAAAAUCAUCAAUACUCUACUCAUCCAAGUUUGAAGUUUGGAAAUUAAGGAUUUUUUUUUAAGCUUGAAUGAAAGGUAAACACAUUCAAAAGUUUCUGGUCUAUUUAACUGCCUACCUAUCUGAAAAAUAAUUGUGAUGAUUUUUCUGAAAAGUUGCACAGUAUAAGAUGCCUGGAUUGGUUGUAUUCAGACGGCGAUGGUCAGUGGGAUCAGAUGAUCUUAUUGUACCUGGAGCAUUUUUAUUAACAAUACAUGUUUUAUGCAUGAUUGCUUUAUGCACCUCAUUAAUCAUAUUUGUAUAUGAUACAGAAGUAUUAAGCAUAAAAUUUCUGUGGUACUAUCAACUAAGUUAUGUAGUUAUAUUAGGAUUAACAAUAUGCAUAGAACUAGCAAUUUGUAUUAUUUCAAUGAGAGGUAGCAUAUUGGAUUCAGAAGUCCGAACAUCGAUUAAUAUAUGGAUAUAUAUAAAAAGUUUUGUGAUAUUAUUUGAUAUUACGUGGUUAGUCUUAGGUGUUAUAUGGAUAAAACAAUACUACUUAAAUGCUCCAAUGGAUGCAGCUAAGAAGAUUUUUUUAGCUCUAGUUAUAUGCAAUUGGUCGUUAGUGUUAACAACUCUUAUUACAAUUUGGUGCACAUUUGACACUGCCGGCCGAUCGUGGGUCAAAAUGAAAAAAUACCAACGAUCAAUGAGGGAGACUGAGUCUAGAUUUAAUUACAAGCGAAGUAAUAGUAUGAAUCGUAAUUGGAGACAAAGAAAAGUAAUCCGAGCCUAUCAAGACAGUUGGGACCAUAGAUGUCGACUGCUAUUCUGUUGUAUGGGCUCAUCGGAACAAAAUAAAAAUUCAUUCACAGAUAUUGCUCGACUUUUGAGUGAUUUUUUUCGUGAAUUAGAUGUUGUUCCAUCAGAUGUGGUAGCUGGUUUGGUUUUGUUGAGAAAGUUUCAAAAACUUGAAAGGGAAGCAAUUGUGAGACAGAGAAAAAACGGAACAUACGAGUUUCUGAGUGGAGUACCAAUCACAGAGCACACACAGUUCCUAGCUUUAAACGAUACCAAAAACUAUGAUUUCUUUCAAACAGUCAUCCAUUACAUGUACUUCGCACAAGGUGCCUACGGUUGGCCCAUGUACUUCAUGAUACACCGGUCCGGAUUGUGGCAUCUCUUGCCUGAAAUGCGCUGCCUAGGUUGCUGUUGUGGCCACAGCGAUGAUGUUGAAAUAAUCCAAGACAACUGUUGGUAUUGCAACUAUGCCGCCCUAAAAAAGACUCUACAAGUAGGUGACAUCGAAAUCAUUUAUGUCACGUAUCAUGUCGAUGUUGGUGAGACACCAUUUUUCGUCGCUGUCGACUACACACAAAAGAAGGUCGUCAUCAGCAUACGUGGCACACUGAGCAUGAAAGAUAUUUUAACCGAUCUAAAUGCCGAGGGUGAGGUAUUGCCUUUAAAUCCACCUAGAGACGAUUGGCUGGGCCACAAGGGAAUGGUUCAGGCGGCCAUUUAUAUCAAAAAUAAGUUGGAAGAAGAAAAUCUCAUCCAAAAAGCCCUAACACACAAUCCUGCCAGGAAUACACAAACAUUUGGUUUAGUUUUAGUGGGCCAUUCGUUGGGUGCUGGGACAGCAUCCAUUCUUGCCAUACUCCUUAAACCGGAGUAUCCGACAUUGCAGUGCUUUAGUUAUUCCCCACCAGGUGGGCUUUUAAGUAUGCCUGCUGUAGAGUAUUCGAAAUCCUUUAUUACGUCUGUGGUGCUGGGGAAGGAUGUUGUUCCAAGGAUAGGUCUACAUCAGAUGGAGGCGCUUCGUGCCGAUUUGAUAAAUGCAAUACAAAGAAGCGUCGACCCUAAAUGGAAGACUAUAUCCUGUUCAAUGAUAUGUUGUUGCUGUGGACCGGAGCCAACGUCCGUUGUUGAGAUGUCUGGCAAGGAUACCCAUAUAAACCAGUAUCAAGAGGAACGUGGUACAGCAAGGACGACAAGUGCUCAUCCUACAGACAGUUCAAUAGCUUUAACACUACAUCAACCACUAUAUCCGCCCGGAAGGAUAAUACACAUUGUUCGACACCAUCCAAAGCCCGAUGAACAAAUUUACGAUAGUGGCUGGAGACACGUGCUUAAAAACAAAGAACCCGUCUAUCAGGCUAUCUGGGCCGACUCAACAGACUUUGAUGAAGUACUUAUCUCACCUGUAAUGUUGCAGGAUCAUAUGCCCGAUAAAGUUUUGGCGGCAUUAAAAAAGGUUGUAACUACAAGCGGUCCCAGAAAACCCCAAAGACAAACAUCGAAUGCCUUUCAAACAUUACCCAAUGAUGCAACAUUAGAACAUUUGCUCACCUCAAAUGGCCUACAUUCAACCACCAAUUACUGUUCAAACAAUCAACGGGCUCAGAGUCCCAUUUCAAAUAUAACCAACUCCGUAUCAACUCCCAACACUACACACAAACUCUGCCUCGAAACUUCAUUCACCAAUUUGCAGAGCCCCAUCGAUAUGCACCCAUCGCUGCCUCUAUCCUGCGGAGCAGGAUCUAGCAAAGCAUCCUCCAUAGCGGGUAGUCUGUUUGGUCGCAGUCAAAUGAGCUCUUCAAUGCAGCAAUACGACAUAUCAAGCAUGAUGGAUGAGAGUCAAGCGACAUGCGGCACAAAUGGCCGCAGUCCAUCUGUACCUAGCGAAGCUACAACUGUCAUAAUGACAGAUUGUCCACCCUUGGACUGUCCUAUUUUGCACAAACCGAAGGCGGUCGCCUUUGAUAUGGCCCUAAACUUUUCAGAUAUUACCAAAUCACCGUCCCCAAAAUUACCCGCCAAGAGUAUACUUCAUCGGCAGCAAUCAGCGCGAGCGGGUAAAAAGCCAACAAGUCUGCCUCUAGCCCCUCUUCGAAGGGCAUCAGACUGCCCCAAAGCUGUGGAUCUAAUCCAUGAUGACUGGUUCGGACUGGCUCCAUUGGCCAGUCCUGAAACACUGUCUGAGAUCUCAAGUAUUUCGUCCCGCACAAGUGCUGCCAUGAGUCUGGCCAACAGUAUCGAAAGGUAUCUGCAGAACAUGUCCAUAAGCGAAAAUGGCAACCAAGAACUGAUGGAGGAUAUUUACGAGUCUCAACUGCACACGCCUAAAAUUCUCCGACGAGCUCCGAAACUCACAGAGAACUUAUCAAGCUGUGCAGAUGAUUCCCGGUAUCAAGACCAAUACAAACGGAUGGGUCAAGUAUUUGUAACAUUCCCACGGGUGAUACCAAUGCGAAAUAAUAGCCGGGAGGAUUCUAGCGACGAAAGCUUUGAAUCUGCAUUUAGCCAUUCGAAAACCCUCCCGAAUAAGAAACGGAAAAACAGCUCCAAAUCUGCCGAUCAGAUCGAUGAUAACGGCUCAUCAGCGACCAAUAAAAAGCUUGGGAAGAAGCUUACUUUCAGUGAUAGUCAAAUACUCGAUCGAGAAUGUGUAAGUUCCUGUCCCGGCUGUCCAUGUCGCAGUGGCUCCACCUGUUGUCAACUAGAAGAUCACAGUGAAUGCCAAGUUUUAAUGGCGCCACAAUCGCAGAUCAAUAUUGGAUCACUGGACACCUAUUACAGUGCCAAUUCGUCCCUGGAUCGAUUUUCGACACCGCAAAACCUCAUCCGUCUGCAUCAGUCUCCACCUUCCACACAAAAUACUCCUCCGCCAUCAUCGAAUGGUCAUCAUGUUGCUGCUGCUGAUACAACGGCGGCGGUGGAUCAACGCCGUCCUGGUGUGUUAGAAUCACACUUUCCUGUUUACGAUCCACUUGUAGUCGAUACAACUUCGGAAGAUGUUUCACUUUUGUCACAAGAAUCAUCACCAAAUCCCCAUCAACCAUCAUCAACUACAACUAACAAUUUCAUUCAAGUACAAAAACGUUCAGGCCUAAUGCGCAAGCGUAAUUCCACCGAAGAACGAAUAUUUUCGCGUAACGAAUCACUACCGCUUUUGGCUAAUUUGUCAGAAAGGACGUCAUCAGCUUCGCCAUCGCCAAGUUUUGUCAAACGGAAAAGUUGUGUAUAUCCGGUGAAUAGUAGUAAAUUUAGUGGGAGUAGUAAUGGAUCGACGGGAAGUGUGAAAGCGUUUGUAUCGACGGCAGCGACGACAUCAAGUAAAAACGAAAGUAGUGUCUAAUAGAAUGAUUUAACGUUAAAUGGUGAAAACUUUAAAAAAUACACAAUAGAUUAGUUGAAAUAGUUUUUUGAUAAGAUUUUCUACUGAACCACAACAUUCAUUAUUAUUAUAGAGGAAAAAACAAUACCUAUUAAUAAGCAUAAAAAUGAACAUAACUGUGAAAAUGUUUCUUUUCGAUAUUUUUUUUUUAUUUGGUUUUCUAAUUUUCUAUAUAAUGUAUCUAUUUCUGUUAACUCCACUUUUCUCUAAUAUAAUGUAAUUAGAAACUAUGCAACUGGGGAGGCCUUCGGUUGUUGAACGAAAGGCUGGAAGCUUUUUUUAUAGUCGUUUUAUUUUAAGUACAUAGAUCAAAUAAAAAGGGUUCAAUCUCAUUUUGACAGUUGGAAAAUUCGUUAAAAAAAAAAAAAAAUACAGAAACUUUGCAAAUCUGCUGAUUCAGCAAAA
This is a messenger RNA of Episyrphus balteatus (marmalade hoverfly), 6172 nucleotides long. It is a transcript of the gene inaE, whose product is annotated as diacylglycerol lipase-alpha. Gene Ontology annotation, cellular component: dendrite membrane; postsynaptic membrane. Lineage: Eukaryota; Metazoa; Arthropoda; Insecta; Diptera; Syrphidae. Gene Ontology annotation, biological process: lipid metabolic process. The record is from RefSeq and is a predicted model, not a curated record. The coding region runs from base 1781 to 5728 and encodes 1315 amino acids. The transcript is spliced from 17 exons.